CACGCUAAAAGGUAACACCAGACACAUCACGAUCAUGCAUGACAUUCUGGAAGCGCUUCAAGGGAAUGGCCGAGAAGAACUGUGAGAACCGUUGCAUAAAUAUGAAGAUCGCUCUGUUGCUCCUGUUGCCGCUGACACUCGCUAGUGUUCUGCCAGAAGGAAACCAUAAAGAGAAAGGAAAAAAACGAUUUAAGGCUCUGACAUUCAACACCGUGUUACUGAACAAAGACAUCCAGGAAAACGACGUCAGUUCCGGUGACCCACCAAAUAUCGUCCCAAGGAACAAAGCUGAAAAUGUUAACAAAGUUGAGAGGAGGGGCAAGAUUGUUCAACAGUUACUGCAGUCGGGGGCAGACCUUAUUUGUUUGCAAGAGGUUAUUUACGAAGAAGAUGUACAGGCUCUGGUGGAUACUCUUCGGGUUGUUUAUCCUCAUUCCUUUAGCUCCAUACACAGCUUCAAAGAUGAUACCAUUUUCAUCAACGACAUUUUUAGGGGUCCAAUAUGCGAUCCCACCGUGUUGAACACCCUGUUUGACUGCUUCAACCAAAAUUGUCCUUCGGCGUUAGAGUCGGGUGAAGUCGACGCGGGUCUGUUCAAAUGCGGUUUAGAAUUUUGCGCACCACAUUUCCUUUCCCUAGUGGCCACCAGUGGACAAGACUGUCUCAUUUGUUUGAGAGAUACGGCAAUCGGUUUGAGAAAUACGUGUUCAGACCCUGCUUCAGGUGGUCUUAAACGUAUUAAUACGCACGGUCUGCUGCUCCUAUCAAAGAAGCCGUUGACAAACAGGGCCACAAUACCUUUUUACCCAGGGACGACAAACAACAUCGACUCUGCGGUCCUUGAAACACUCUACGACGGCAGAACCAAGGUCGUCUGCUCUCAUCUCACUGUGCAUACAAAUUUGUCCGCAGAAAUUGACGUUGCUCAGCUUGGACUUGGAGAUUAUGCAGCCAUGAACACGUUUGAAGUGAACAACCUUGUAUCGAGAUAUGUGAGCGACAAGAGAACUAUUAUUUUGGGAGACUUUAAUAUCGGCCCAGCCGACCCGGUUAACUCAAUAGCUGCGAAUGGUGAAGGAAACUACAACAUUCUGAAUGGUGCAUUUACCACCAACCGCGUGUAUCAGUGCACGUUCUGUGGUUUCCCGGACAACAUAUAUAACCAGGCCAUGUUCGAGACCGACUCAUUAAUGAUAGAUCAUGUUUUUGCCAGCAAAGGAAUGAAAGUACUUAAUGCUCAGAGAAUGUUCGCCCCUGUUGACGCCAGCACGAGGACGUCUGACGCCGACGGUAACCGCCCUCUAAGUGACCACUACGGCGUCAUGGCAGACAUUUGUUUCAAAUAGAACAAUUACGAUCUUGGGGGAGCGACUAUUGUUUUUUUGCGAAUCGGUGUCGAUGAAUAUUGUGUUUAGAAAAUGUUUAUUGUGUUUUGAAGAUGUUUUAAAGACGUUCAUUGCGUUGUAAAGAUGUUCUGAAGAUGUUUUUUUGUGUUUUGAAGAUGUUACUCGUGUAUUGAAAAUGUUCUGUAGAUUUGUAUUGUGUUUGGAAGAAAAUCCGAAGAUGUUUGAUGUGUUUUGAAGAUCUUACUUGUGUUUUGAAGAUCUUACUUGUGUUUUGAAGAUCUUACUUGUGUUUGUGUUUUGAAGAUCUUACUUGUGUGAUCUUACUUGUGUUUUGAAGAUCUUACUUGUGUUUUGAAGAUCUUACUUGUGUUUCGAAGAUUUUCUGAAGAUGUUUAUUGUGUUUUGAAGAUGUUUAUGUUCCAUACGUAUCUUUUUUUUGCAUUUUGUCCAUGUAUAUUUGUGAAAUACAUUACUUUUGAACAGCCUUAUGGAUAGUAUUUAAUUUGAAGUAAGAUAUGUAUAGGAACAUCCACGGUAUAAUAUUGUGAUGGGAUUAGUAAAAAAUACACAAACUCCAGCUUAUUCCAUUUCUGUUCAGAAUAUAUAGAGACAAUGGCACACCUUUUUGGGGAAUGUAGACUUGUACACAUUUUUGGAACAAUCUUAAUAACCUUUUCUUGUCAAUAAAUAUCCCAAUUUGUCUAAAUAUUAAAACCAUAAGUUUUGGAUUUGUUCUCGUCUCAUUACUUUCUUGAAUGAGUUGUUGAAAUAUAUUUAUUAUAUAUAUAUUUAUAUAUUAUAUUUUAUGAAGCUAAGAGAUAUUACUCCAACUUUUACAACUUGCAAAAGACUACAUACGGUUGCGAUACAAAAUCGAACAUGAAGUUAAAUUCACGAAUGACAAUUAACAGUCUACGAGCAAAAAUGGCAUGUAUUAAAAUCAAAAUUGUCCCUUUAGUUCUGUCUUUUUUUCUUCCUUUUCGCAGUUUAUAAGUGCUUUAUUUUAUACUUAUUAUAAUUAUUUUUAGUAAAACAAUUUAUCUCUUCUUUUUGUUCUGGCUUUUUUCUUCUUUUUUGAUCAGUUUAUUUAACAAUAUAAAAAUGUAUUUUUUCUGUAUGGGCACCACUCUCACUUCUCAAAUAAGCAUUACAUGAUAAACAUCAUAUGUUUUACAUUAAGUAUGUAUGUGAUUAAUUGUUGUGUUAUGUGGAAUAUUUAAUAAAAAAAGUUAAAUAAACUUUAUACAUA
Molecule: messenger RNA, 2595 nt
Organism: Mya arenaria
Lineage: Eukaryota; Metazoa; Mollusca; Bivalvia; Myida; Myidae
Exons: 10
Coding region: 39-1346 (435 amino acids)
Molecular function (GO): catalytic activity
Source: RefSeq, a predicted model, not a curated record